CUUCGUGAUUGUGCCAGCACGAUGACGGAGGCGGCGGCAGUCCAGAAGCUCCUGUUGAGCCAUGUGGGACUUGGACCAAGACUUCCCCACCGCCAUCUCUUCACGCUCCCUAGUUUCUCAUCGCUCGAGUCGAAGCAAGCCCUACUUGCACAUGCAUGUCUCUCCCAAUGCAGCGCCGUCGUCGAAGACGUGCUUCUCUUCCUGUCGCAAACGCUGUCCGAGCCGCUAUUCCUUCGCGAACUUCGCCUUCCUCAACACCAGUUUGCCGUCGACCACUGGGCCAACUACCUUCGGCAGCAGCAGCGCCUCCACGUACGUUCUAUGGUGCAUCCAUUGGCCUCAUUCCAUGUCAUGUAAAGGCGUCGUCGUACGCAGCUCUGCAAGAUUACCCGUUGGUCGCAUUCUUCCGCGGCGUCGGUCGAUACACGGACAUGACUACGGAGAUUCUGCAGCUCCUUCUGGCGCAAUCCGACGUCGCACGCGUCCAGGAAUGGGCGCGUGAAGCCGACACCCUCCUCGACUCGUCGCACCAGCCAGCAUGGCUACGAGACCAAGUGGGUCAAUACAUCCAACUGCAGCUUUGGAUUCGAGAUACCGAAGCAAAAGAUGCCGCGAUCGCCCCGCCCGAGCAAACGCUCUCUGGCUGGGCCGACCAACGCCAGAUCGGUUCGCAGGGCCUCAAGUGGGGAAAACGCCACGUGCAGCUCACAGCCACCUACAUCGCCAUCCAAAAGCACGAGCCAGACAAAGUUGAACGUUCCGUCAACCCUUUUCUGGAUAAGCGGCAGGAGUGCAUCUCGUUGGCGGCCGACAUGCAAGUGCAAUGUCGACACCACGCCUCCAGCACCCAUGCCACGUCGCUCGACCGCCCGUAUUGCAUCGAGCUCGUGCGUCCAUCCUCUUGUGAUACUUUGAGUACGCCAACGGUCAUCGUGUUGCUACUGGAUAUGUGGUCGGAACGAGCUCAAAACGAAUGGCUGGCAGCGAUUCAAGCCAACAUCGCGCGCUUGACAUUGGAUCCGAUCUGGCGGACGUUUCCUAGAAACGGGUUGGCCCCACGCACGACCACCGUGGCCCACCUGUGGCAUUACAUGGCCUUGUACCACACGUCACUUGACCACCAUCGCUUCAGUGACACGUUUGCAGUCGACCCCACACGAAUAUUCUACCAACACUUGCGAGUGUCUGGGCUAAAGCAGCAGUGGGACGCCUUGGCGGAGCUGACGACGAGACGGCUGGGAAAGGUCAAGAUGCUGUUCAGUAGCAGGGCCGGGCCCCCACAGUCGGCGAUUGGGUUUGGCCCAAUUGUCGACAUUUGUGUGGACUGCAACGCCCCGCCCGAAGUACUGCAAACGUACGUGGCGCUGUAUGAGAAGCAGCCACACAAAGGAUGGCGGGCGCGGCGGCGGUGGGGAUAAUAAAGUGGACUUGACUAGGCGACGACAUGUUUGCCAAACUGUAGUUACAACAUACAGUAUCAUCAAAAUGUAUGUGUAGCUGUGCUCAAG
Molecule: messenger RNA, 1508 nt
Organism: Aphanomyces astaci
Lineage: Eukaryota; Oomycota; Saprolegniomycetes; Saprolegniales; Verrucalvaceae
Exons: 2
Coding region: 156-1418 (420 amino acids)
Biological process (GO): vacuolar transport; intracellular protein transport
Cellular component (GO): cytoplasm
Source: RefSeq, a predicted model, not a curated record